Messenger RNA from Symbiodinium pilosum, 204 nucleotides. Lineage: Eukaryota; Dinophyceae; Suessiales; Symbiodiniaceae. The record is from the annotation of a GenBank genome assembly.
AUGGAGAGUUUGCCUACAGUAAAGCUUGGAGGCGCGCUCCAAGGUGAGGGCGGCAAAGGUUCCGCCGAAGUUCAGAAGCUUGCGCACUGCUGCUUGGAGGCAAUCUAUCUCAGGGCAAGUGCGAACGUCAAGGGAACAGGCGGUGGGCUCUGUCUGAAAGAAACCAGGCCAAUCUCUGUGAAGUUGGCUGACACGCAGAAGCUU